AUGCGAUGGCUAUUCUGGGCAUCAGACAAUGACAAGGAUGGAUGCAAAUGCAAUAGCAAAUCAAGCUCCAGUAGCGAUGAAAAGCCGACAGCCCCCUUGAAAUCCAAUAAGGAUUGGAAUUCAUUGUCCAAUGCAAUCAAUUGGUCACAUUACGCUGAACCGUCAAAUCUUAUACCGACCGUCCUGUUAACAAGUGGCAUUUUGUUUGCUUUUCGAAUACACCGUCGAUACCUACGGCGAAUCCCCGAAGCAACUAAUAUAUCGCCUUCCUACCUUCGACAGCGAAGUAUACUGGGCAAAGUCACAAGUGUGGGAGAUGGGGAUAAUUUUCGUAUCUAUCACACGCCUGGUGGAAUGCUUGCGGGAUGGGGAUGGCUCAGAAAGGUGCCUACUUCGAAGAAAGAGUUGAAGAACAACACAAUUCACAUCCGUAUCGCGGGCGUUGAUGCACCAGAGCUCGCUCACUUCGGACGCCCAUCCCAACCUUUCGGCGAAGAGGCACACAAGUGGUUAAUUAACCGACUUACCGGUCGCAGAAUACGUGCUUACGUCUAUCGACCUGAUCAAUACAGCCGUAUUGUAGCCACAGUAUAUGCUUAUCGGUUUCUAUUCUUCCCUCAGGAUAUUGGAUUGCAGAUGCUGCGAGAAGGCCUGGCCACUGUUUAUGAGGCCAAGUCUGGCGCCGAAUUUGGCGGACCAGAACAGGAGAAGAAGUAUAGAGAUGCUGAGGCAUUGGCUAAGAAGAAAGGGAAGGGCCUUUGGAAAACAAAGGGCUCAAAUGACUGGGAGAGCCCCAGAGAUUUCAAGUCUAGGAUGAAUGCUAUAGACCAGGGGAAGGAUUCGUCUACAUGA
Messenger RNA from Nannizzia gypsea CBS 118893, 852 nucleotides. RefSeq lists its product as hypothetical. The transcript has 2 exons. The coding region runs from base 1 to 852 and encodes 283 amino acids. The record is from RefSeq and is a predicted model, not a curated record. Gene Ontology annotation, cellular component: mitochondrion; cytoplasm. NCBI's taxonomy places the organism in Eukaryota, Fungi, Ascomycota, Eurotiomycetes, Onygenales, Arthrodermataceae.